Molecule: messenger RNA, 11682 nt
Organism: Microcebus murinus (gray mouse lemur)
Lineage: Eukaryota; Metazoa; Chordata; Mammalia; Primates; Cheirogaleidae
Gene: KCNH5
Product: potassium voltage-gated channel subfamily H member 5
Biological process (GO): potassium ion transmembrane transport; regulation of membrane potential
Cellular component (GO): voltage-gated potassium channel complex; plasma membrane
Molecular function (GO): voltage-gated potassium channel activity
Source: RefSeq, a predicted model, not a curated record
GCCGCGGCCGGAGCAGGAGCCGCGUCCGCGCGAGCCACCCGUGCGCGGGUCGCGGGCGGGAGAAGCUGAGACGUGAGCCCUCCGACUGCCCACUUACCCUCUCUGGCACCCAGUCCAUGGCCCGGAUUGGACAGCGAGCGCCGGCCGCGAUCUCCGGGGAGAGAGGAGCGGCCGCCGCGCGCACAGCCCCGCAGAAGUUGGGCUGCGCUGGGCAGCUGUGAGCCAGCUGCGCGAGAGGGCGGGCGCGGAGACCCGCAGCGGACGGCGCAGGGAAGUGUCUCCGUCUGAGCCAAAGCGGACUGGGAGAGAGGGGGCUGCAGUUCGCUCUCCCGCUGCCUCGGGCCCGGGGCGCGGGGCAGGGGAGAAAUGCUGAGCCCGCGCCCCAGCCACCGCCGCCGCGGUAGCAGCCUCAGCAGCAGCCUCGGCAUCUGCACCGGCGGGACAGCGACAGCGGGGGCGGCGCAGGCGCACUGUGCCCCGCGGAGCCUGCAGUUCCCGAGCCCCGUGUGCUGCACAGCCACAGUCUGGGCAGCGGCGGCCGGGGGAGCGCUACUACCAUGAACUGCCUGGUCCUCCUCCCCAGAGCUGCUCAUCCGGGUCGGGCUGGAGACACAGUCAGGGGACCCCGCCGCCGCCGCCGCGCCCCCUCUUCUUUCGGCUCAGUCUUCUCCUCCACCUUUUCCUCCUCUUCCUCCACCUUCUCUUCCUGCAUCCCCCCCUCCCCCGCCGCGGAUCCUGGCCGCCGCUCUCUAGACCCAGGAUGCCGGGGGGCAAGAGAGGGCUGGUGGCACCGCAGAACACAUUUUUGGAGAACAUCGUCAGGCGCUCCAGUGAAUCGAGUUUCUUACUGGGAAAUGCCCAGAUUGUGGAUUGGCCUGUAGUUUAUAGUAAUGACGGUUUUUGUAAACUCUCUGGGUAUCAUCGAGCUGACGUCAUGCAGAAAAGCAGCACUUGCAGUUUUAUGUAUGGUGAAUUGACUGACAAGAAGACCAUUGAGAAAGUCAGGCAGACUUUUGACAACUACGAGUCAAACUGCUUUGAAGUUCUUCUGUACAAGAAAAACAGAACUCCUGUUUGGUUCUACAUGCAAAUUGCACCAAUAAGAAAUGAACAUGAAAAAGUGGUCUUGUUCCUGUGUACUUUCAAGGAUAUUACAUUGUUCAAACAGCCAAUAGAGGAUGAUUCAACAAAAGGUUGGACAAAAUUUGCUCGAUUAACAAGGGCUUUGACAAAUAGCCGAAGUGUUUUGCAGCAGCUCACGCCAAUGAAUAAAACAGAGGUGGUCCACAAACAUUCAAGAUUAGCUGAAGUUCUUCAGCUGGGAUCGGAUAUCCUUCCUCAGUACAAACAAGAAGCGCCAAAGACGCCACCACACAUUAUUUUACACUAUUGUGCUUUUAAAACUACUUGGGAUUGGGUGAUUUUAAUUCUUACCUUCUACACCGCCAUCAUGGUUCCUUAUAAUGUCUCCUUCAAAACGAAGCAGAACAACAUAGCCUGGCUGGUGCUGGACAGCGUGGUGGACGUUAUUUUUCUGGUUGAUAUCGUUUUAAAUUUUCACACGACUUUUGUGGGGCCUGGUGGAGAGGUCAUUUCGGACCCUAAGCUCAUAAGGAUGAACUAUCUGAAAACUUGGUUUGUGAUCGAUCUGCUGUCUUGUUUACCUUAUGACAUCAUCAAUGCCUUUGAAAAUGUGGAUGAGGGUAUCAGCAGUCUCUUCAGUUCUUUAAAAGUGGUGCGGCUCUUACGACUUGGCCGUGUUGCUAGGAAACUGGACCAUUACCUAGAAUACGGCGCGGCAGUCCUCGUGCUCCUGGUGUGUGUGUUUGGACUGGUCGCCCACUGGCUGGCCUGCAUAUGGUACAGCAUUGGAGACUACGAGGUCAUCGACGAAGUCACCAACACCAUCCAAAUAGACAGUUGGCUCUACCAGCUGGCCUUGAGCAUUGGGACUCCAUAUCGAUACAAUACCAGUGCAGGGAUAUGGGAAGGAGGACCUAGCAAGGACUCCCUGUAUGUGUCCUCUCUCUACUUUACCAUGACAAGCCUUACAACCAUAGGAUUUGGGAACAUAGCUCCUACCACAGAUGUGGAGAAGAUGUUUUCUGUGGCCAUGAUGAUGGUUGGCUCUCUUCUUUAUGCAACUAUUUUUGGAAAUGUUACUACAAUUUUCCAGCAAAUGUAUGCCAACACCAACCGCUACCAUGAGAUGCUGAAUAAUGUACGGGACUUUCUGAAACUCUAUCAGGUCCCCAAAGGCCUUAGUGAACGCGUCAUGGAUUACAUUGUCUCCACAUGGUCCAUGUCAAAAGGCAUUGACACAGAAAAGGUCCUCUCCAUCUGUCCCAAGGACAUGAGAGCUGAUAUCUGUGUUCACCUAAACCGGAAGGUUUUUAACGAGCAUCCUGCUUUUCGAUUGGCCAGCGAUGGGUGUCUGCGCGCCUUGGCAGUAGAGUUCCAAACCAUUCACUGUGCUCCCGGGGACCUCAUUUACCAUGCUGGAGAAAGCGUGGACGCCCUCUGCUUUGUGGUGUCGGGAUCCUUGGAAGUCAUCCAGGAUGAUGAGGUGGUGGCUAUUUUAGGGAAGGGUGAUGUAUUUGGAGACAUCUUCUGGAAGGAAACCACCCUUGCUCAUGCGUGUGCCAACGUCCGGGCACUGACAUACUGUGAUCUACACAUCAUCAAGCGGGAAGCCUUGCUCAAAGUCCUGGACUUUUAUACGGCUUUUGCAAACUCAUUCUCAAGGAAUCUCACUCUUACUUGCAAUCUAAGGAAACGGAUCAUCUUCCGUAAAAUCAGCGACGUGAAGAAGGAAGAGGAGGAGCGCCUCAGGCAGAAGAACGAGGUGACCCUCAGCAUUCCCGUGGACCACCCAGUCCGAAAGCUCUUCCAGAAGUUCAAGCAGCAGAAGGAGCUGCGGAAUCAGGGCUCGACGCAGAGUGACCCGGAGAGGAACCAGCUCCAGGUGGAAAGCCGCUCCUUGCAGAAUGGGGCCUCCAUCACUGGCACCAGCGUGGUGACCGUGUCACAGAUCACGCCCAUUCAGACGUCUCUGGCCUACGUGAAAACCAGCGAAUCCCUUAAGCAGAACAACCGUGAUGCCCUGGAACUCAAGCCCAAUGGCGGUGCUGACCCCAAAUGUCUCAAAGUCAACAGCCCGAUAAGAAUGAAAAAUGGAAAUGGGAAGGGGUGGCUGCGACUCAAGAAUAAUAUGGGAGCCCAGGAGGAGAAGAAGGAAGACUGGAAUAAUGUCACUAAAGCCGAAUCGAUGGGGCUAUUGUCAGAGGACCCCAAGGGCAGCGAUUCGGAGAACAGUGUGACCAAAAACCCGUUAAGGAAAACAGAUUCUUGUGACAGUGGAAUUACAAAAAGUGACCUUCGUUUGGAUAAGGCUGGUGAGGCCCGAAGUCCGCUGGAGCACAGUCCCAUUCAGGCUGAUGCCAAGCACCCCUUUUAUCCCAUCCCCGAGCAGGCCUUACAGACCACACUGCAGGAAGUCAAACAUGAACUCAAAGAGGACAUUCAGCUGCUAAGCUGCAGAAUGACUGCCCUAGAAAAGCAGGUGGCAGAAAUUUUAAAAAUACUGUCAGAAAAAAGCGUACCCCAGACCUCUUCUCCCAAAUCCCAAAUGCCACUCCAAGUACCUCCCCAAAUACCAUGUCAGGAUAUUUUUAGUGUUUCAAGGCCUGAAUCACCUGAAUCUGACAAAGAUGAAAUCCACUUUUAAUAUAUAUAUAUAUAUAUAUAUACAUAUAUAUUUGUUAAUAUAUUAAAACAGUAUAUACAUCUAUAUACAUAUGUGUGUAUAUACAGUAUAUACAUAUAUAUAUAUAUUUUCACUUGCUUUCAAUAUGAUGAACACAACAUGGAUUUUGAUAUGUAAAUAUUGCAUGUCCAGCUGGAUUCUGGCCUGCCAAAGAAGAUGAUUAUUAUUAAAAAUCUAGAUAUAGCUUGUAUAUUAUGCAGUUGACUGCAUGCACACUUUACAUUUAUUUAUAAUCUCUAUUCUAUAAUAAAAAAGUAUGAUUUUUGUUAACCAAGGCAAUGUAAUAUUUGAAGAAUCAGGGUCCAACCUGCCAAUGUUGCCAUGACAAAUUUGAUCUCAGGCUGAGUAUAUCGAGUUGUCAUUUCCUCACUGUUCUUUUAAGUUAAAAUUAUAGAUUAAUGCCAAGGAAGACUUCAGUCUUUUAAACUAUUGGUAUCAUUUUAUGAUCUCUUUCCAUAGGAUAUUUUUCUGUAACUUAGUGUUAGGUUAUUUUCCCCUACAGGCAGUGUUUGCUCCAUUUAAAUGACUGUAUUGUUGCCUGAGUCAGAUAGCAGUGUGGGGUAUUGAAAACUUAUUGCUAUGGGUUUUGUGCAUGAAUUGCAUUUUUGCUCAAGUAUACCUCUUCUUUUUUAACAUUAUACUUAGAUAGUAAUCAUUAGCGCUUAUGUAAGGAAAUCCCUACUCCCCCUGUCUUGGAGAACAGCUGCCAUCUUGUAAACUGAUGAUAUAAACACCAUAAAUACUAACUUAUUAAUAUUGUGUAUGUUAUUAUAGAAAUAUUGCACCACAGGGUAUAAGGGCCUUUUAACAAUUCAUAUUAGAAAUGCAGAUUUUUCCCAAGGUGAUGAAUGCUCUAAAUUUGUAUUUGUAAAACUUGUUUAAGAGUAAGGUUGAAAGGCUCUUAGCAAAGAAACAUACAAAAAAGCAUUUAAGUAAUCAUAUCAAAAUUUUAAUUAUUAUGACACAAAAUUAAAAAAAAAGAAUGUAAACAGGCAAGUUUUUGUAACGUAUCUGUAACUUGGAAUGAAACACUGGUUUGGAUUGUUGACACAUGAUCCUUAUUGUUGGUAGUGGUAACACAUAAAACGUGGUAACAAACCAGCCAACCAACCAACCAACCAACAAGUUGAUGUUAAGUUGUUCAACUUAGAUAACUGCUUCUCUGUCAUUUUAUUCUGGUUACAAUUUUCUGAAGCUUUUUUGCACACAUUUCUACCGCUGGACUUCUGCUGAGUUGAUACAACAGACUGCUAUGGCUCGGGCAGAUCCACUUAUGAAAGGGGUUUACUAAAGAAUGAAUUUUGUUGUCUUUCGGGUCACAAAUCCUCUUUUUAGAAAGUGCCUAUUAUCAAUUAAAAAAAGUCACAAAGAGUUGAGUAUAGCUGUGUAUUUCUAGUCCCUUAAGUGGUAUGUAUUGAGAAUAAAAUACACAUUCAUUUGUAAGAACCCAGGAAAAUACAUUUCUUUUGACUAAUAUAUAUUUUAUUAAGUUGUUCAGAGAGGCGUACUUUUCAAUCAGUGCAUGUAUGGCAUUUAAUAUUAGGAGCAGGGGAGUUAGUGUUUGAAUCAGGUUGAAAAUAUAUGCCGGUAAUUUGUAUUAUUACUAGAUCAUCUGUACAUAUAUCUUAACAACAUACACAAAUGAUGGCAAACUAAAGGAGAUAUUUUGGUCUAUUAUAACCAUUUUUAUGAGCUUUUCUAACUAUCUCCCAGUAUCCCCAACCAAAGCCACCAGAACCGAAAGACAAGUUAUUACAAUCAGACUGGAGAAGUGUAAAAUAGCAAUUUAUAAAAACAGUUGCUAUCUUAGAAUUUCUAUUAGAACUUCUUCACAUGCCCACAAGAUGUGCCUCUUUAAUCUAGGAGUCUCAGAACAUACGUUGUGUGCCAUGGGCUCCAUUUUCCUUUCUUUGUGCAUAUAACUUCCACUACACAUACGGAAGUUUUCAGGGGAGCAUGUCUCCAUGCUAUUCUACAAUAUCUACCUACCAUAGGCACAAGAAAAUGAAAUAAUUGUGGUGUGAGGAAUCAGCCCUAAAAUUGGGAUUUUGUUGCUUUCAUGGUGAGAAUGGUAUCUUUUUCUUGACUUCUGACGAUUACUGAAUUUCAGGGUAUUUUUAUAUUAGUUUAAGUCAAGUUUGGCUAAAGCCUUUAAGGAUGAAUGAGUGGUAAAAUAAAAAAAAAUAAUAAACUGAGUACAGAAAUUGUUAGUUUAACGUUAGCCACGUGCUUUAAAAAUAACUGUUGGUGUAAAGCUCCAAAAGAAUGACUGUGAAACAGCAUGAUGAUUUGAAGUUGCAAUCCACGCCUUUACAUGUUAGUGGUGCAGAUGUUUACUGUGUUCUGACAUCGACUCAGAGUUUCACCUAAUCAACCUACAAUAGUAUUUAUUGUUCAUACAUGUGGAAAAGAAACAUAGCGAUUUUGAACUAUUCCAGGUUGUCAAUGGGAGGGAAAAGUAUCACUUGUUUAUUUAUGGUGCAGCUAUCACAGUAUUCUUUUCCAGCCACCGCUGUUUUCUGCGUGCAUGACAUGAUAUGGUGCUGAAUAUACUCUGCUGUUUUCAGCAGGAAUGCGUGUAUUCAGCAAACAUUGUAUAUAGAUUAGUCUUUUAGGCUCCCAGAUUCCACAAUUCUUAGAAGCUGAAUUUACUCAGAUUUGAAUGAAGGGUGAGCACUUGCUUUAAUACAUGCAAUAAUGAUACAAUCAUGUUCUGUGUUGCCUCAACUGGCACAUAGACAGUAGAUGCUCUUUUGGGGACCAGCCAACUGCAUGUUUCAUUUCUACACUGUAUAGAUGCUUUUGGUGCAUCCAGAAUAAAAUUUCUACUGUUAUCUUUCUGAAUAAUGUAUUAAUAGGAGUAAAUGGAUGUGUAUUUAAAAUCCAAACAUUUUCCAAAGCGAUGUCCACAACGUCAAUAUUUUUCUAUGAUAUAUUAAUGUAUAAGAUCAGAUGCUAUGUUCAGAACAGGUGGUUGUAACAUAAUAGCAAAAGUCAAACAAGAAUGGAAAUGCAAACUGUGUAUCAUAAUGGCAAGUUUUAUAUUGCUGCACUAAAUGUGAUCUAGUAGAUGGAAAAGUUUACGAUAAAAGGCAAAUAGGCACACAAAGACCAGACGACAAUACCAAAGCUACACGAAUGGUACUUGAAAUGGUUCAGGCAUAGUGGUUGAAUACAGAUCCAUACUUCAUCAUUAAAUUGAAAAAUUUUUAUGAUGAUACUGAUUUCAUCUCACAUUAAGUGUAGGAGUGUAAGUGUCCUCAGUACUAAAAAAAAAGAAAAACCCAACUUUAUGUAGAUCAGAGAAAAUAUAAUUUUAAAAUUGAGGGUUUUAAAUUCCUCCUAGAACAAAUAUAUACCCCUUCUGUACCCAACACUUUAAUUGAAAUAUUAGUUAUAACCAUUAACUAAAGUGCCAUUUUGAAAAUGAACCUUGCGGGAGCCCAAAUGCAAAUCACAUUUUCACUUAAAUUUAAGGAAAUUUUGUUCAACUGUGAGAUCUUGUCCAUUUGAUGUCCUAUUUUAAAUAACUAAAUUUGCUAAACGUUUUUUCUUUAAAUCAGUCUUCAGAGCAGUGACUGUUUUGAAGUGUGCAUGGCUGAUUGUGAAAUUGUCAUCAUCCUAAUGAAUUCCAGUAUCUUGUAUGAUUUUUAUCUUUUAAGCUAUUUUCUCUGAGUCUUAUUUCCAAAAUUUCAUGUAGGUAAUGAGAAAAUUUGUUUAGAAUAUGCAUAUCAUACAUGGAUCACUUUAAAAUGCAAAUAUCUUGUAAUCAUGUGAAUGUUGUGCUUUAGUAUCUUGUGUUGGGUAUAAAAAUAUUUCUUUUCUUGUCUUGAUGGAAAGGAGGAAAAUUAAUACAGUCUUUAGGAAAACACCCUAGGAUGAGUAUCUGAGCUCUGUCUUGGACUUUGAAUCUAGCUUUGCCACAAUCCAGCAGUAUAAUUUUGGGCAAGUUAAUUGUUUGUUUAUUAUGCCCAAUGCUUCAAUUCCCCAACCAAUAAAUAAUACAAUGAAGGUAAGAGCUGCUCCUUUCUUAUAUUAAAGUCCUAUUAGGUCAAUGGAAAAUCAUGUUUCUCUCAGAUGAAAAUCACAUUAUGACAAAUUAUCACUUUUUCUUUCAUAGGAGAUUAGCUGUGAUGUGCUCUCUAUCUAAAUAUUACUCUAGAUUUUAAAAGAGAUUUCUCUGGUCAGAGGUUGGUGGAGAGAGGCAUGCCUUGCUAAAUAAUUAUCAGUUAAUGGCAUGUGAGCAUAUCACUUGAUACUAAUCUGGGAAUUUAGAACUACUGAUCAAAUAAACAUGGAGCUAAUGAAGGUCUGUUGGGAGAAGGAAAGGAGAAAAAAGAGAAACAGACAUAGGUACAUUUUACGAUUUUUCUUAUUCCACUUAAUCAUACUGCUCAGCAGAAACUCUCAUUUUGUGAAAAAGUAUGCAUAUUGGUAAACGUUCGAGGUAGAGUAAUUCAUCCUUUAACUUUUUAUACAAAACAAUCAUGACUUAUUCAAGAUACAUGAUUUCACUUGAGCAAAUGUUCUUACAAUAAAAUUCUUAACUAUGUGCUAGAUAUUAAAAAUUUUGAUCUGUAUUCUAACUCAAGAUUUUCCAUCACUUGAUUUUGAAGAUGAGACCAAUGUGUUUGCAUGCAUUAUGAGGGUCAGGGUCAUUGAGGAGUCAGACUGAGAACCAGGAAGAUGAUGAAGGCAAGGAUUGGGAGAGGACUGAGUAGACUCUGCUUCUUUACCCCUAAGGCUUAGAAAGUAAAUAAACUAAUUAAGCUCAUAUGUAUUGAGUUCUCACUAUGCUGACCACUUUAUUUAGAUUAUCAAAUUUAACUCUUUCAACAAUCCUAUGAAGGAAUAGGUUAAGGAACUUGUGUCCAGGAUAUAGCUAUUGAGCAGUAAAUUUGAAAUUCUAAUAAAGGCAGUUAGAGAGAAAGCUUAAUCUUAACAGAACAAUGACAUUACAAGGACUAUCUAAUUCAACCACAAAGUCCAAGUCUUUCAAGAAAUAUACUUGUAAAGGUUUCUUAAAUUAAAAUAAUUUUUAAAAAAUUGCAUUUUAUAAUGUGAAUGUAAAUGUUUGGUUCUCCUUGGCAAGUCAGAGCAAAUGACAGAGUCUUAACUGCUAUAUGCAAAAGGUGCCCUGUCCCAGUAAUGGAAUUUUUGUUCACUUCUCCCAACAGUUGAAAGGCAUCAGUGGAGGCAAACUGUCAAAUAUGGUUAUAAGUAAGAAGCAAAGUUGACAUAUGGUCACCGAUAGCAACAUUUUCUUUUCCAGUUGAAUUUUAACCUAAAAAGGUAAUAGAUGAUAGUUAAGGAAAGUAAAAGUCAUUUAGGACUUUUUCUAUAAUUUCUCUUUAUUUUUAAUAAUGAUAUUUGGAUAAGACUAUGGAAAGACUUUAUUUUAAAAAUUUAUUCUUUGACCUACUGGGUUUUAAUUAGAUUAUUCAGACAUUUUAUUGAUUGCACUGAUGUGGCUUCUUGGCCAAACCACUAUUAAAUAAAUUGUCCAAGUGAAUCAUUUUGGUUUAGAAUGGCAAAUUGUGUUCUUAUUCCCAAAUUUAAUGAGGUUGUAUGUGUAGUUACUUCACAGAGUUUAAAUAAUUUUCUCUAAUAAAAAUAUUAUUUUUUUUGAAUUUGAUUUAUUUGUUCUACCCUUUGAGAUUUUUAAAGUAAAUUUCUUGAGAUAAGGAGAAAAAACAAGAUAUUACCACAUUACACCUGGGAUCCUCAGCCCAAACCAUCCUGUUUUCACUUUAUUAAUAACAGAGCCAGAGGUAACCAUAGAAAGGAACAUAUUACUUUUCUUUUCAUAAUUGUGAAAGACUCCAGUGACACUACAUAAAGCUUUUCCUAGUUAGCUCACUUCCAUUCCUGGUUUUUAUAUCAUCAUUUCAUUAUUAUUUAAAUGAAUUCAUGAUUUCUAUUGAUUGUAAAGACACUUGGUCAAAGAACAACUGACCAAAAAGUGCAGCUGAGGGUCAGAGCUAUAAUUGAGGAAAAGGAGGAGGAUGGAUAGAUUCUUCUUGAUGGAUUUUCUGUGUCUGAUCCUUUUUAUUAAAUACUAGAAUUUUGUUUGUUUGCUUGUUUUUAAAGAUAACACAUUGUCAUGGCUGUUGUUAAGAUUUUUAACAAAACAUUUGGAAGCAGUUUGAAAGCUUGUCAAAUGCUGGGACCUUUUUAGAAAUGAGUGCGCCCCCAGAAACCCAUCAGUCCAGAACCUUUAGUUCUGACCAACGUGCCCAGGCCCCUGAGCACUUAGCUGGUUGGCUGCAGCCUGAUGGGACAAAGCCAAAAAGAUCUGACCACUGUCUCCCAUUCAUGAAGAAUGGCUGAUUGUUGAAUGACCAGAGCAUUCAAGGCCAAAAUAUUCACCUUGAUGCUUGAAUAAACCAGAUUGAGUAUCCAUAAUAACUAAUUUAAGUGAUUCAUUGUCAAAUAUUUUAUCUUCAUUCUCUGCUAAACCAUCUUUGAUAAUAUAAAAUUUGACCUUUUCCUUCCAUGGUCAGACUCCCCAUGACUUAGGGAAAUGAGACCUUGUGACAAAACUAAGGUAAAGAUUAUUGUUGAUCACAGUGCCAUGGAUGCCUCCUUUACUCUGAACUUUUCCAACCAAAGUAUGAUGGAAAAGAUUUCGGAUUAGGCCAAUAGAAUAGCUAGCUUGAAAACUAUGCAAAAUCACAAUAGAGAUCCAUUUUUAAAUCCAUGUCAAAGAAAGUUUGAUAGACCUGAAUAUUUAGUAUGGAUAUACUAUGACAUAGCCAUGAAUUGGUAACUUAACAUAAAAUCCAAACAUACUUUUAUUUAAAAUCAAGAUGAUUCAACAUAUUUCAUUUUUAGAAAAAAUAGUGGUGAGGAUUGCUUUUCUUGACCUUUACAGUGAUAUUUUCACAUUGUGGUUCUCAGGAUCCUUUGUCAGAGAGAGGAUACGUGUAAUGAUGUUUGCUUAUAUCUCCUUAUGGCUGUAGGCAUCUCCCAUCAAGCAGUUGGCUUCACCUUAGAACCUCUUCACAAUUAACAAAGCAAGAGAGAACACACUUUUCACAUUAGGAACAGAUUUCUUAACUGUUUAUCACAUUGAAAUUGGAAACCAAUUUAGAACCAUUUUUACCCUAAAGCAUCCAUUAUAGAUUAUUAAAAGAGCAAUGACUUUUAGCAGUGCUUGGUUCUCAAGCAACACAAAUUAAAAUGUGCAGAUUUAUGAUAUAUUGCAAACUAUAGAUUUCUUUUUAUUCUAUGUUCUAGUGACUUUGUUUACACUAGUUGCAGCAUUUUUGUAUACUAUAAUGUAAAUUCCUGACUAUAAUGCUAAUGUUAAUAUGGGAGUUAAUUUUGCAAAUUAUUAAAUGUUUCUGCCACUGCAUCUGUAUUUGUGAAAAUUUGCAGGUAUUACAAAGGGUUAAUUCACUGGAAAUAAUUAAUUCAUGUAUUGACCAAGGAAACAAAGCAAACACUUCAUGUGAGAUGUUUUUUAAUACCAUUAUGCUAAGCAUUACUUGUCUGCUCUUUUCAAAAUCUGAUUCAUGCUAAGCAGAUCAUGUUUCUAUUUAAAGAUAUUGCAAUGUGUAAUAUAGAAAUUUUGUAUGUAUUCUUGACCUAUCAUCUGAUUGCUAGAAGGAUGUGUGAAAAUACUAUAACUAUGUGAUUUUGGGUAAAUUCUGGAAUACUUGUGAUCAAAAUUUGAUUGCUUCUGGGAAGUUUGUAGUGAUUAUAACUUUAUUUAAAGUUUGUUCUUAAGAAAUAGUCAUUUUAAAAAGUGAAUUGGCAGGUGGAAGUUUUUAACCCAAAGGAAUUCUGGGUUUCAGCACAAUAAACUGUAUUUCAUCAGGGAGGAUUAACUUUGCUUUUUUCACACUUUAUUUAAAUGUGGAUAUUUUUUCAUGAUACAGAAUAAAUUGUGCAUUUUAUGGAACUUAUUUGAA